GAUAAAUAAAGCAAACUGUGAAGAGACAACAAGGAUGUCUUGCAACGUAGGAGUAGAUCCGUUGAAGGUGAACUACGCGGUGACGGAACCAGGAGAAGAAGUGGUGAUUACUGGCAUCUCUGGGAGGUUUCCGGAAAGUAACAACAUAAUAGAGUUGAAAAACAAUUUAAUGAACAAGGUAGACCUUAUCACGGAUAACUAUUCAAGAUGGAGACAAGAACAUGGGGAAAUUCCAAAGGGCGGUGGUAAGAUAUCUGGCUUAUCCAAGUUCGACGCUAUCUUCUUCGGCGUCCAUUACAAACAAGCUCAUACGUUGGAUCCUAUGUGUCGGAUUUUACUGGAGAAGGCAUACGAAGCCAUCGUCGAUGCAGGAUUAAAUCCUAAACAGCUCAAAGGGACCAAUACGGGAGUUGUUAUAGGAUCUUGCAUCAGUGAGUCAGAGAAGACUUGGUUCUACGAAAAAUUACAAGCGAAUGGUUUUGGUAUUACUGGAUGCAGCAGAGCCAUGUUGGCCAACAGGAUCUCCUAUUUUUUUGGUUUACAUGGUCCAUCUUACUCGAUUGAUACAGCUUGCAGUUCUAGCUUAAUCGCAUUGGACCAAGCUUACAGAUUGAUACGAACUGGGGUAUGCGAUACUGUGAUCGUCGGAGCAUCCAAUCUUUGUCUUCAUCCCUAUGUAUCUCUUCAGUUCGCUCGUCUCGGUUUAUUGUCCGCUGACUGUCAUUGCAAAUCCUUCGACGCAAGAGCGAAUGGGUACGUCCGCAGUGAGGCUAUCGGCGUGAUCAUUUUGCAGAAGGCGAAAAACGCAAAGAGAAUUUACUCGCAGGUCGUCUACACGAAAAGCAACUGCGAUGGCUACAAGGAACAAGGAAUCACAUUCCCUGCCAGUAACGUUCAGAAAAUGCUUCUGACAGACUUCUACAAAGAGUGCAAGAUAUCUCCUAAUGAACUGGCUUUCUUGGAGGCUCAUGGUACCGGAACUACCGUCGGUGAUCCUGAAGAAUUGAAUGCUAUUGACAAAGCCAUCUGCCAGAACAGAACCACUCCUCUCAAAAUCGGUUCGAUUAAGUCGAAUUUGGGUCAUACUGAACCCGCCAGUGGUCUCUGUUCAGUAGCUAAGAUUGUUAUUGCGAUGGAAAGUGGCUUGAUCCCACCAAAUAUAAACUUCAAAAGUCCCAUGAAAGGCGUGACGUGCUUCGACGAAGGAAAGGUCGAAGUAGUUACAGAACCAACCCCAUGGAAGGGUGGUUACGUAGGAAUCAAUUCGUUCGGUUUCGGUGGAGCCAACGCUCACGUCUUAUUAAAAUCCUACACGAAGGAGAAAGUGAACAAUGGUGCACCCUCUGACGAUUUGCCUAGAUUAGUAGUAGUAUCAGGACGUACGCAAGAAGCAGUAGAAACUCUCCUCGAUCAUAUCGAAAGUAUACCAGUGGACGUGGAGUACAUUCGACUUUUGCACGAUAUUCACUCCGAAAAUAUAACUGGCCAUCUAUUUAGAGGGUACACAAUAGUUGGAUCUAAAACAUCAGAAAAACCACCAAGAGACAUCCAAGAGUAUUCUGGCAUAAAGAGACCAAUUUGGUUUGUGUUCUCUGGAAUGGGAUCACAAUGGCCUGGCAUGGGUGAAUCAUUGAUGAGAUUCCCCAUCUUCGCAAAGGCCAUUCAGAAAUGUGACGCGGUAUUAAAACCACAUGGUAUCGAUAUCGUUAAUAUCAUCACCAACAAGGACAAGAAAACUUUCGAUAAUAUUUUGAACUCGUUCGUUGGAAUCGCUGCUAUUCAGAUUGGUCUCGUGGAUCUAUUAACAUCCGUGGGUAUCGAACCAGAUAAUAUAAUCGGUCACUCUGUGGGAGAACUUGGCUGUGCUUAUGCGGAUGGAUGCUUUACGGCCGAGCAAAUGGUGCUUGCAGCAUAUUCGAGAGGUUUAGCGUCUAUCGAGACCAAAAUGAUUCGAGGAUCUAUGGCAGCAGUUGGUCUUGGAUAUGAAGAGAUCAAAGAUAUGUGUCCAUCGGAUAUAGAGGUUGCUUGCCAUAACAGUUCCAAUAGUUGCACCAUAAGUGGCCCAGCUGAGUCCAUGAAGCAAUUCGUUGCCCAGUUACAGGCCAACAAGAUCUUUGCAAAGGAAGUAGCAUGCAGCAACAUAGCGUAUCACAGUCGCUACAUCGCGGACGCAGGACCAAGAUUAUUAUCAUAUUUGAAGAAAGUGAUUCCCAAGGCACAAGCAAGAAGUUCCAAAUGGUUGAGCACUUCUGUACCACGCAGUCAAUGGUACACGGAAGCUGCCAAGUAUUCUUCCGCCGAAUAUCACACCAAUAACCUGUUGAGCUCUGUCCUAUUCGCGGAAACAGCAACAAUGAUACCAUCUGACGCUAUAACCAUAGAAAUUGCACCUCAUGGUCUGCUACAGGCAAUUUUAAAGAGAUCCUUAAGUCAGUCUGUAACGAAUAUUGCACUGACUCAGAGAGGCCAUAAUGACAAUGCUGAAUGCUUCUUGCAAGCCCUUGGAAAAUUAUACGACGUUGGUCUACAGCCACAACUUGCGAAUAUUUAUCCGCACGUAGAGUUUCCUGUUAGUCGUGGCACUCCCAUGGUCUCUCCUUACAUUAGAUGGGAGCAUUCUGAAGACUGGUUCGUACCAGUGUAUACUCAACGUCAGAAGAUUACCACAGCAGAGCGAAUGAUUGAUGUAGCUCUGAAAGAUGAGAACUACGAAUAUAUAAUGCAUCAUGUGAUCGACGGAAGAAACUUAGUCCCAGCCACGGGUUACCUUAUUAUGGUCUGGGAGACGGUUAGUUUGCUGCGAGGAGCACUCUAUGACGAAGUACCAGUGGUUUUUGAGAAUGUGAAAUUCGAACGUGCAACAAACAUGCCUGAAUCCGGUUCUGUUUUAUUAACUGUCAUGGUUCAAAGAGGAUCUGGAAAAUUCGAGAUAUCAGAAGGAUCUACGACAGUAGUGACAGGAUCAAUUCGCAUACAAACGAAUCCUGCGCAGGAGAAGAUUCCAGCCAAAUUCUUGACUGAAAUCGAGGAUGAAGAAGUUCUGACUAGCAAGGAUAUCUAUAAGGAAUUAAAACUACGUGGUUACCAAUAUACUGGACCGUUCCGUUCGCUGAAGAGCGCUUCACUCAAGGGAACCAAAGGACAUAUCGCUUGGAUAAAGAACUGGGCCGUGUUUAUGGAUAAUAUGUUACAGAUGAAGAUAUUGAAUCUCGAUACCAGAGCGCUUUAUGUACCAACAGCUAUUAGGAAGCUAGUAAUUGAUGUGAAAGUUCAUUACGAAACAAUUCGGAACCUUACCGAAGAUAAUAAUGAAAUUCCAAUCUCAGUGUACAAUGACUACGAUGUCGUAAUAUCCGGCGGAAUCGAAAUCCAUGGAAUAAAGGCCAACGCGAUUCAGCAUCGAAGAUUAAUGUCUGUCCCCAUUUUGGAAGAAUAUAAAUUUAUAGCCAAUCGUGACAAAGCACAAACAUCAUUAGAAGAAAUGAUCAUCUUGUCUACGCAGCUUGCGUUGGAGAGUCACAUUAUAAACACGCCAAAGAUCCUCGAAGUGAUCGAUCAGGGAGAGAAAGUACCAACUGAAGAAACACUCAUUCCAAUCUUUAUGAAAGUAUUAAGUAACAUACCCAUGAUUCGUCCGAAUUUGACACUUGCCGCAGAAUCAGAACGAUGCGAAAAAUUAUCACUUCCUGAAAAUAUUACAGUAAUAACACCAAAGAAAUUACCGGAGGAUGCCAGUGUCUUCAUAGCAGCUGCUCAUAAUAUUCUAUCCAAUAAAACGAAUGACAUUCUGGAACAACUUCUAGCUGCAACAAUGGGUCAUGGAUUUAUCCUGCUUCGAGAAAGUGUUGUCAAUAAAGAUACUUUCUCUUAUCUAGAAGCUUGUGAUCUGAAUAUUGUACUGGAGAAGAGUUUCAAGAAUCAGACUCUGUUGCUCCUGAAGAAAGCAGAGAAGCCACCUCAGAAGACAGAAGUAAUAUACGUGAACAACAAUGAAUUCACCUGGCUGGAAGAUGUGAAGAAAGUCUUGAACAAUGAAAAAGAUAAAAAUAGAAAUGAGACGGUAAGAUUGAUACUAGUCGCAGAAGGAGAUAUGGAGAAUGGUGCCCUAGGAUUAGUUAAGUGUUUAAGAAGAGAGCCCAAUGGUGAGAUCGUGAAAACUGUAAUAAUCCAAGACGAGAACGCUCCCAAGUUUUCACUGAAAGAUCCAUUCUACUCCAAGCAGCUUGAUAUAAACAUCGGCUAUAAUGUCUUAAGACCAGGGAAAAUCUGGGGAACCUACAAACACGUGCCUUAUCCAGAGCUGCAGCCAACUUCGACUUCUCAUGGUUAUGCCAAUUUAAGAGUCAGAGGAGACUUAAGUUCCAUCCAGUGGUUGGAGGGUUGUAUAAAACCAAAUGAAAAGUGCCAGGAUAACAUCAUCAAAGUAAUAUACUCUUCGUUGAACUUCAGAGAUGUGAUGUUGGCCACUGGAAAAUUGAUGCCGGAAGCUAUAGUGAAGAAUCGAGAAAUGAGCGAUUGCCUGAUUGGUUUUGAGUUCAGUGGAAUCGACUCUAAUGGAAGACGCAUGAUGGGUUUUGUCGAGAGCAAGGGUAUAUCAAACCUAGUUACUCCCUAUACAUUCAACCUGUGGCCAGUGCCAGAUGAAUGGUCCCUGGAGGACGCAGCAACUGUUCCGUCUGCCUACUUUACCGUUUUCUACGCCUUUUAUUACUUUGGAAAAUUAAGGAAAGGUGAGAAGGUGUUGAUUCACAGUGGAAGCGGUGCAGUAGGUCAAGCUGCUAUCAACGUGGCUCUUGAUGAAGGAUGUGAAGUGUUCACGACAGUAGGAACACCUGAAAAACGGAAAUAUAUCAGAGAAACGUUCCCUAGUAUAGAUGAUGAUCACAUUGGAAAUUCCAGAGAUACCAGCUUCGAACAGAUGAUAAUGAAACAGACACAUGGAAAGGGAGUAGACAUAGUUUUAAAUUCCCUGGCUGAAGACAAGCUCCAGGCAUCGAUUCGUUGCCUAGGUUAUCGUGGACGUUUCUUGGAAAUCGGUAAAUUCGACAUGUCUGUCAAUAAUCAACUUGGAAUGGAAGUGUUUUUGAAAGAGAUUAGCUUUCAUGGAAUCAUCCUCGAUUCCAUGAUCCAUGGCACCUUACCUCAUAUAGGAGAAGAGGUACAUCAAUUUCUUAAAGCCCAGAUGAAGCGAAAAUGUAUCAAGCCUUUGGUAAGAAAGUGCUUUGAAAAGAACCAGUUAGAAGAAGCUUUCAGGUAUAUGGCGACAGGCAAACAUAUUGGAAAGAUUCUGAUUAAGAUAGCAGAUGACGAAACACCUUUGAAUACAAUUCUUGCUUACCCUCGCUUCAACGCUACGAGUAGCAAGAGUUACGUAAUCAUAGGUGGUUUAGGAGGAUUAGGUCUAGAACUUGCAGACUGGUUAGUCCUACGCGGUGCCAGAAACCUGGUAAUAGUUACUCGAAGCGGAAUCAAAACAGGCUAUCAGAAAUUAAGGAUAGAUAUCUGGAAAUCCUAUGGAGCGAAAAUCCUUAUAAUUUCUGGUGUAGACGCGUCAAAAACAGAUGACUGCGAAUUUAUCUUGAAAUCAGCAGAGAAACAGGCGCCUGUGGAUGGUAUCUUCAACCUUGCAGCUCUGUUGAAAGACUGUCUGAUGGUAAACCAAACUAUGGAAUCAUUUGAAGAAAGCAUGAAACCCAAAGCCGGAAUCACCAAAAAGCUGGACGAACUUUCUAGGAAGAUUUGUCCAAAUCUUCGACAUUUUGUGGUGUUUUCUUCUUUGUCAUGUGGAAGAGGAUCUGCUGGUCAAUCUAACUAUGGUAUGGGAAACGCAGUAUUAGAGAGGAUUUGCGAAAGAAGAGUGGAACAAGGUCUUCCUGGCAUGGCCAUUCAAUGGGGCGCUGUGGGGGAUGUGGGUAUUGCUGCAGAGAUGCUGGAGAACAAACAUCAGCUGGUGAUCGGUGGAACCUUGCCUCAGAAGAUAUCCUCGUGUUUAGAAGAAUUAGACAAGUUCAUGUGUCAGAAUAGACCAAUUGUGGCUAGCAUGGUGGUUGCAGAGAAAGUACCUAGUGCCAAUGAAGUCAGUAAUGUUCUUGAAGCAGUGAUGAAUAUCAUGAAUAUAAAGGAUAUGAAGACCGUGAGUCAGAAUUCUUCUUUGGCUGAGUUGGGCAUGGAUUCCAUGAUGGCUGUGGAGAUCAAACAGACACUAGAAAGAGACUUCGAGGUGUUUUUAACUGCACAAGAUAUUAGAGUCUUGAACAUUGCCAAGCUUGUAGAAAUGUCUGCAAAAGAUACAAAGAAGCAAACAAAACAAAUUAAAAAAACAACAGCAAAGGCAGAAAAAUUGAUUGGCAUGAGGUUGCUGAUGAAGACCUUGAACGUUUCCGUACUAGAUGAGCAGUAUUGCGUAGAGCUUCCAGUUAAAUGUGGUGAAAAAAGAAAUGAAAUAUUUCUCAUACCGGGUAUUGAAGGGUCUGCUGCGAUUUUCGCUGAAUUAGCAUCAAAAUUAAAAUUCCCUGCCACUUGUUUGCAAUUAGGAAUAUACAACAUUAAUGAGUCAGUGGAGGAAAUGGCUGAACGUCUUUUACCAUAUGUUUUAGCAAGGAGUAAAGGUCGCAGAGAUUUCACAAUCGUUGGCUAUUCAUAUGGAUCACUGAUAGCCAUAGAAUUAACAAGGAGAUUAGAACCUUACAUACUAAUAGGUCAACUCAUAUUAAUAGACGGAUCUCCUGAUUAUAUGAAAGCCAUAAAAUCAGAGCACCUUGCAUCGCCUACGGAAGACGAAUAUCAAAAUAAUUUUCUGAUUGAAAUAUUGAAUGUCAUCAACGCGUCAAUCAACACAGAGAUCACAUUAAAGCUGAAAAAUUGUAGUAAUUGGAAUGAAAAGUUGGAUCUAAUAACCAAAUACACAACCGACGAAAUUCAUAAGGUCUAUUCGGCAGAAACUCAAAAGAGAAUUAUAUCAUUUAUUUAUAACCGGCUCUGUGUGUUAGAUAAAUACGAUCCCUAUUCUGUACCGCCUCUUAGAACGCCUAUCAUGUUACUAGCACCAACGACACCAGCUGUGAUACUUCCAGAUUCAGAUUACGGUUUGCAGAAGUUAACUCACGGAAAAGUAGAAAUACACAAGAUCGAAGGAAAUCACAUUUCCAUAUUGGGUGAUAAGAUUACCGCGGCAGCAAUUAAUGGUGAACCUUUGGAAGAUGCGGAAACUUUCAAAGAGACCCUAAAUUUCGCAAGUUCUGAACUGGAAUUACAUGGAAAGAAUGAAAGUUUCAUGGGGUUAUCGUAAAAAUGAGUAAGAAUAAUUCAUUCUUCAAUGAUACCUAUCAUUCCACACUUUCCAUUCAUUACAAAUGAAUGAGAAACUCAAUAUUAAUGAAAUGUUGUCAUA
Bombus pascuorum is the source of this 7390-nucleotide messenger RNA. RefSeq names its product fatty acid synthase-like. The coding region runs from base 35 to 7288 and encodes 2417 amino acids. Lineage: Eukaryota; Metazoa; Arthropoda; Insecta; Hymenoptera; Apidae. The transcript has 19 exons. The record is from RefSeq and is a predicted model, not a curated record. Gene Ontology annotation, biological process: fatty acid biosynthetic process. Gene Ontology annotation, molecular function: 3-oxoacyl-[acyl-carrier-protein] synthase activity; oxidoreductase activity; phosphopantetheine binding.